AUGCCUUUCGACAAUAAUACCCUACAGGGUCUCUCAGCGAUAUUGGGCUGCGACCCUAUAGUGAUAUUGAGGAUCUUUCAAAAGAGUGACAAUCUCCUUCAAGCCGCGCGUAAGGCCGUCUUGCGCGUUAUUGCAGACACGCCACCUGCUCCUCGCUCUGCUGCGCAGAGCCAGACCAUGCGAGGUCUGGUGACGAGAUACUUGCGAUAUUUUGGCGACAAAGACUGCGUUGCCCGAGAUCUCAAAUUAUUUGAAAGACAAGGAAUCCUCGAACCGUCGCCAUGGUACAGCCGCAACUCGCAAGAGCGGUUCGACAGCCACUGUGGCGAGCCCACCAUCAUUAUCGAGGGAGAACCGUGGCCAGCGUGGUUCACGCAAGAGCAUUUCGAUUGGCUUCAGCUCAUGACAGGUAUCCAUGAAGGGGAUUUCUACAUCGAACUUAAAAACGACGAGAAUAUAUGCAGAGCUGCCAUCAAAGCCAUCAUGAGAGAACUUCCACCGGAUGUCAGAGCCGAAUUUGAGAGUGAUGUUACUUCCCAAAUUGGUCUCGCUGUGAACGUGCCUAUGGAACGUAUCAGCGUACCGACAUCAAAGCCACUACCACCACUCCCGCAAGCGCCUCGGUUGUCGAGCAACGCUGCCAUCCCCGUUCCAGCUGUCAUUCAAUCUGCUUCACCUGGCCUCCGUGAUGAGUGGACCUCUGCCUCAGAGUGUAUCCAGUUUGGCAACCAGUGGGAGCAGAAUAUCCUCGAUGAAGCAGAGGACGAAGCCCAGGAGCCGUACAGACCUCUCCGAGUCGAAUACUUGCCGGAAAUGCGCGAUGACAACUUCACCGUCCGCAACCCGAACGCUCCUCAGAUCAAGCCCUUUGAUUUUGAACGCCGGCACCUGGCCCAGAACCGAUCUUUCAUGGCGGAUGAUGAUGAUGACGAGACGCUGCAGGAACCUCCGAAAACGUCGAGUAGUAGAAAGACUGGAGGACUUUCCCGACAGAAUGCCGUUAGGAAAGUGGGUUACCAGCCUCGUGGCAACAAUAAUUCUUCAUCAACCCGAUCUCGCAUCAACAACGGUCCGCGGAGAGGAAAGUACCGCGUGGUCAAGGCAGUUUCGCCUCGGCAGAAGCUUCCAGCGUGGGCCUGGGGUCCACCACAGACUCUGCGGAGUACGAGAUUCUAG
Sphaerulina musiva SO2202 is the source of this 1176-nucleotide messenger RNA. RefSeq lists its product as uncharacterized. The record is from RefSeq and is a predicted model, not a curated record. The transcript has a single exon. NCBI's taxonomy places the organism in Eukaryota, Fungi, Ascomycota, Dothideomycetes, Mycosphaerellales, Mycosphaerellaceae. Bases 1 to 1176 code for a protein of 391 amino acids.